Messenger RNA from Psylliodes chrysocephalus, 1845 nucleotides. NCBI's taxonomy places the organism in Eukaryota, Metazoa, Arthropoda, Insecta, Coleoptera, Chrysomelidae. The record is from the annotation of a GenBank genome assembly.
AUGUUUUCUAAUGCUGAUUUGCGUUAUCUUAGUGGUGCAGAGUUUAGAAAAACGCGCGAAGAAAAAGAUGAGAAAAAUAAAAAAGUUAUUAAAAAAUUUCCUAAAAUAACUUUUUUUUCACGAAAUGUUCGAAGUCAAGUUAGUAAUGAUGGUUACCGUGAAAAUGUACAGGCUGUUUCCCAUGCCGCUUCUAACAGUUCCAACGCCGAAGAAGUUGCUUUUGAACCCGAUCUUGUACCAGAACUUCAAAAUAAAUCUGCUGAUGCUGAAGACGGAGUUCAUGUAAAACGUGGUAGAGGUAGUGCAGACUUUUUCAGUUCCAACCCGUCUUUAUGGGAUGUAAGUGAUGAACUUAGAAAUUAUAUUUGUACCCAAAGUAGUGUAAAGCAAAAUAGUGACUCCGAUUUUAAUGAAUCCAAAAGACCGUAUCUAGAUAAAAUUCGCAUCCUGUUUAAGAAUUUGUUUACGAAAAAACUUCAAAAUGGAGAAAAAAAAACCAGAGCGUGGAUGGUUUAUUCACCAUCAAAAGGAGAACUAAAAAUUAGGAGUUCUUUGAAAGGGCGUGUUGAUGUUGGACUUACCGAAGCUCUAGAACUUGAAGUCCACUAUUGUAGAGAGGUACUUAAGAGAGUGGUGGCAGCUGUUAAAUAUUUAACUGUGCAAGGGUUGGCUCUCCGAGGAUCUGAUGAACACUUAGAUAAACUUAACUGUGAAAACUUCAUUGAACUUCUGAAAUUUCUAGCCCAAUUCGAUCCUUUUCUGGUCGAACAUUUACGUCAAUACGGCGACCAUGAUUCGGGUAGUACGUCGGAUAUUUCGAAAACCACUUAUAAAGAACUUAUCGCCCUUAUAGCAGAAGAAGUUGUGGCAUUGUAUUUUAGCAUUAUAUUAGACUCCACGCCAAAUAUUUCACGUGUGGACCAACUUACCUUCGUAAUUAGAUAUGUUGCUAUUGAUAGCAUGCCGAUAGAGAUAUUUAUUUGUUUUGUGCCAAAUGUUGGUCACAAAACAGAAGAGAAAGUAAACACAGUAUUGGGCCUUUUUGAAAAAUGUAAUUUGGACAUUUCCAAUUGUAGAGGCCAAUCAUAUGAUAACGCCUCGAAUAUGUCAGGCAUUUACUCUGGAGUUCAAGCUCGUAUCAAACAGCUCAAUGGCGGAUCUCGGUGGUCUGCUCGUCACGACGCCUGCCGAGCUGUUGAUGAAAGCAAAGAGGGUAUUUUUAAAAGUUUAGAUGAAAUUGCUAGUGACUAUGACGAAAGGCACUCCACAAAAAAUGAAGCCAGGACUAUAAAUAAAAAGCUAAGUUCCCUAGAGACAACCAUUAUGGCAGCACUGUGGAGCUCAACUCUGGAAAGAUUUAAUAAUAAUAAAGUAAAUGUAAAGCUGCAGUACGAAACCACAGAGCUAGGGAAAAUAGUUGCCUAUUAUGACUCUUUGUGUGGUUUUCUUCAAGAAGUAAGGAACAACUUUGAUGACCUGGAACGAUCAGCGAAUGAGAAGUGUAGGAAAGAGUAUAUGGCUAAUAAUCGGUGCAAAACAAAGGUACCUACUAAGUUUGGUGAAUAUGGUGGUCCUAGCAGUGAUAAUCAAUUUACAGGGUCGGAAAACUUCCGUGUUAAUACUUUUAACUGCAUAUUGGACUCCCUAUACUCUGAAAUUAAGGAACGUGAGUGUAAAUAUUCUGAUCUUCACAAUAGGUUUGAUUUUCUUGAAACUAUCAAAAGUCUUGAGGCAUCUGAUAUCACCAAAUGUGCAAGAAAACUAUCAAGUGCGUAUCAUGAAGAUCUUGAGCCUGUUGUUGUGGAGGAGUGUUUACAUGUAAAAGCUUUUUUGUUGAAAAACUGA